GCGAAACGAGUGGGCAGCCCUCCUUCUUCCAGCCCUCAGAUACUACAACGCAACACUCACGCAUCAACACUACAUUGUUUCAAUACUGACGUUCACAGCAGCGUUUGGACGUGAUUCUAAACAAUUCCACGCUCCUCUAACCCCACGGAAUCACAGGCAACGUCGGGGCAGGACCAGGGCGAGACGGCUGGAAGCGAUGCUUGAACAUGGGGGCUCGCCGAGGUCGCUCCAUAGGCUGACCGGGAUGGUGCUGUGAAAGGGACGAAGGUGCUGAUUGCGAAUUGUCUGGAGCAGGAAGAGCCGCCAACAACAUGACAGUUUUCAGCCAGGAGAAUGUCGAGGAACUGUAUGAAAUUGGAGAUGAGCUUGGAAGCGGUCAGUUCGCCGUGGUCAGAAGAUGCCGGAACCGAAGCACGGGCGGGGAGUACGCCGCCAAGUUCAUCAAGAAGCGGCGGAGCCGGUCGAGCCGCCGCGGGGUCACGCGCGAGGACAUCGAACGCGAGGUCAACAUCCUGAAGGAGCUGCAGCACCCCAACAUCAUCACGCUGCACCACGUGUACGAGAACAAGGCCGAGGUCAUCCUCAUCCUGGAGCUGGUGGCUGGCGGGGAGCUCUUUGACUUCCUGGCGGAGAAGGAGUCCCUGUCUGAGGAGGAGGCCACCCAGUUCCUCAAGCAGAUCCUCGACGGAGUCUUCUACCUGCACACCAAGCAGAUCGCCCACUUCGACCUCAAGCCCGAGAACAUCAUGCUGCUCAACAGGACAGUGCCUCAUCCACGAAUCAAGCUCAUCGACUUUGGCCUGGCGCACAAGAUUGACUUUGGCAACGAUUUCAAAAACAUAUUUGGAACCCCAGAGUUUGUAGCACCGGAGGUGGUGAACUAUGAGCCACUGGGCUUGGAGGCCGACAUGUGGAGUGUCGGCGUGAUAACCUACAUACUUCUGAGCGGCGCCUCCCCCUUCCUGGGCGACAACAAGCAAGAGACGCUGGCCAACGUGUCGGCCGUGGACUACACCUUCGACGAUGAGUUCUUCAGCAACACCAGCAUCCUGGCCAAAGACUUCAUCACGCGGCUCCUCAUCAAAGACCCAAAAAAGCGGAUGACCAUUAAAGACAGCCUUCUGCAUCCCUGGAUUAAGCCAAAAGACACCCAACAGGCUCUGAGCCGCAAAGAGUCUGCGGUCAACAUGGAGAAGUUCAAGAAGUUUGCCGCGCGAAGGAAAUGGAAGCAAUCUGUGCGUCUCAUCUCCUUGUGUAAUCGGCUGUCUCGCUCCUUCCUGUCACGCAGUAACAUCAGCGUGGCGCGCAGUGAUGACACGCUGGACGAAGAAGACUCCUUUGUGAUGAAGGCCAUCAUCCACGCCAUCAAUGACGACAACGUGCCGGGGCUUCAGCACCUGCUGGGCUCGCUGACGAGCUACGACGUGAACCAGCCAAACAAGCACGGUACCCCCCCUCUGCUGAUAGCGGCAGGCUGCGGGAACGUCCAGAUCAUCGAGGUGUUGAUAGCGAAAGGCGCGGAGAUCAAGGCCAACGAUAAGAGCGGGACCAACGCUAUCUAUUACGCAGCAAGACACGGACACGUCGGAACCCUGAAGUUCCUCCAUGAAAACAAGUGCCCACUGGACGUCCAAGAUAAGAGCGGGGAGACGGCCCUGCAUGUGGCCGCUCGCUACGGAAACGUGGACGUGGUCACCUACCUCUGCAGCGUCAAAGCCAACCCGGACCUGUCCGACCGGGAGCAGGAGACGCCGCUGCACUGCGCCGCCUGGCACGGCUACUCUGCGGUGGCGCGGGCCCUGUGCCAGGCCGGCGGCCACGUGGACGCCAAGAACCGCGAGGGGGAGAGCCCGCUGCUGACGGCGUCGGCGCGCGGCUUCGCCGACAUCGUGGAGUGUCUGGCGGAGCAUCGGGCCACCAUGGAGGCCACCGACAAGGACGGCCACACGGCGCUGCACCUGGCCGUACGCAGGUGUCAGCUGGAGGUGGUGCUCUGCCUGCUGAGGCACCCCUGCCACGUGGACCAGCAGGAUCGCCACGGCAACACGGCGCUGCACAUCGCGUGCAAGGACGGCAACCUGCCCAUCGUCGCCGCGAUCUGCGGGGCCAAGGCCGGACUGGACCUGCCCAACAAGUACGGCAGAACGCCCCUGCACCUCGCCUCCAACAACGGGGCUCUGGAGGUGGUCCGACAUCUGUGUCUGGCAGGAGCUAACAUCGAUGCUGUCACCAACGACGGCAAGACUGCAGAAGAUCUGGCCUCAAGCGAACAACACGAAGUCAUCUUCGUACUGCUCGGCAGGCUUAAAAAGGACAACCACAAGCUGAGCUACAUCCAGCAGCUGCGUCCCAGCCAGCUGCUGCAGCCCAGGAUCAAGCUCAAGCUGUUCGGGCACCAGGGAGUGGGCAAGAGCACCCUGCUGGAGUCCCUGAAGUGCGGCAUCCUGCGGAGCCUGUUCAGGAGGAAGAGGACGAGGGUCUCCAACCCGUCGCGCCACCCCAGCUCCCCCAUCGCCUCCAAGCCCGCCGUCUCUGUGAGCAUCUCCAACCUGUACCCCGGCUGUGAGAACGUGAGCGUGAGGAGCCGGAGCAUGAUGUUCGAGCCCAGCCUGACCAAGGGGGUGCUGGAGGUGUUCUCCCCCGUCCACAACGCCCUGUCCUCGGCCGACGAGCUGGCCACCAGGGCCAUCGACAUCCAGAACACCAACAUCAACGGCGUGGGGGACUUCAGCGUGUGGGAGUUUUCUGGGAACCCUGUGUACCAGUGUGCCUACGACUACUUUGCGGCCAACGACGUGACGGCGCUGCACCUGGUGCUGUUCAGCCUGGAGGAGCCCUACGAGACCCAGCUGGGACACAUCACCUACUGGCUCAACACGCUCAAGGCCCUCUCCCUGCCCUCGGACAACAUCGCGUUGGCAGGCCGCCUGCAGAAGCCCCUGGCCGUGUCGCUGGUGGGCACCCACGCCGACCUGGCCAACGUGCCGCGGGCCUUCUCCGGAGAGUUCCUCUACGACAAGGAGCGGGUGCUGCUCAAGGAAGUCAGGAACAGGUUUGGGACCGACCUUCAGAUCAGCGACAAGCUGUUCGUCAUGGACGUCGGAGCAUCGAACUCUAAAGACAUGAAGACACUGAGGAGCCACCUGCAGGAGCUACGGACCUCCAUUAUCUCGAGGUGCGGCCCCAUGACCUUGCUGUCGGAGCGUCUGCUGGCCGCGCUGCCCGCCUGGAGGAAGCUGAGCGGACCCAACCAGCUGACGUCCUGGCAGCAGUUUGUCAGCGACGUCCAGGAGCACAUCAACCCGCUGGCCAGCCAGGACCACCUGCGCACGCUGGCACAGCAGCUGCACAGCAUGGGAGAGAUCAACAUCAUGCAGAGCGAGACGGUGCAGGACGUGGUGCUGCUGGAGCCCCGCUGGCUCUGCAGCAACGUGCUCGCCCGGCUGCUGUCGGUGGAGACGCCCAAGGCCAUCCACCACUACAGGGGGCGCUACAGGCUGGAGGAGGUGCAGGCGCUGGCGCCCGACAGCGACGUGGACGAGCUGCUGCAGAUCCUGGACGCCAUGGACGUGUGCGCCCGCGACCUCACCAACCCCUCCAUGGUGGACGUGCCGGCGCUCAUCAAGACCAACGGUCUGCACCGCUCCUGGACCGAGGAGGACGACGACGAGGAGGGGCUGAUCUACGGCGGCGUGCGGCUGGUCCCCGCCGAGCACCUCACGGCCUUCCCCUGCGGCCUGUUCCACAAGCUGCAGGUCAACCUGUGCCGCUGGAGCCACCAGCAGAAGCCCGAGGAGGGGGAGGAGGAGGGCGGCGGCGGCGAGGAGAUGGACCGGGACAUCCGCCUGUGGACCAACGGCGCCAAGGUCAGCCAGCCCAGCGCCGAGGCCAUGGUGCUGCUGGUCAACCACGGCCAGGGCGUGGAGAUCCAGGUGCGGGGCCACGACGCGGAGCGGGCCAAGUGCUACGCCCUGCUGGACGCCGUGUGCAGCAUCGCCGAGAACCUGCUGGCCUCCACCCUGCCGGGCCUGCUGACGGCCAAGUACUACCUGAGCCCCCAGCAGCUGCGGCAGCACCAGGGCCCCGUCAUGGUCUACCAGCCCAAAGACUUCCUGCGCGCUCAGCUGCAGCGCGAGUCCUCGCUCACCAACACCAUGGGCGGCUACCGCGAGGGCUUCAGCAGCGUGCUGGCGUUCGGCUGCGCCGAGGUGUACCAGCGCGGCAGCCUGGGCGCGGACAUCCACGUCUCCCACGUGUGCCUGCUGGCGCGCCGGAAGCUGUGCCGCAUGCUGGACCCCCCCGACGCCCUGGGGAAGGACUGGUGCCUGCUGGCCAUGAACCUGGGCCUCACGGAGCUGGUGGCCAAGCACAGCGGCCCCAACGGGAGCCCCCCCCCGGGGGAGGAGGAGGAGGAGGAGGAGGAGGAGGAGGAGCCGGAGCCGGCGCCCAGCCCGACGGCGGCGCUGCUGCGGGAGUGGAGCGGGCGUCCCGGCAGCACGGUGGGCGUCCUGAUGGCCAAGCUGAGGGAGCUGGGCCGGCGGGACGCGGCCGACUUCCUGCUCCGGAGCUCGCCCAUCUUCCGGGUCGACGCGGAGGCGGCGGGCGCGGCGCCCGGGGGCUACGUGGCCUCCUGCCACGGGGGCACGUCGUACAACUCCAUCAGCUCCGUCGUGUCCCGCUGAGGCCAGCCGAGACGGACCCUGACUCGGACCGCGUGGAUUCAGAGCGGCGACCGUACCGAGGGGAGCUAUAUACUGACGACCCCCCCCACCCCAGAUAAAGUAUUUCGGUUUUCCCGGCCCCCGGCAGGAGUUUAGAGACCCGUCUUGAUGAACAUUAAGUGCGGCCUUUACCCAGAGACUACCUGCAUCUCCCUCCUCCAUCGCUCCGGGUCGUGGAGGUGGCCGGUUGAGUGGAUGUCGUGCCGAUGCCUCCCAUGUGAUGUAAAGACCCUGUUUUCCCAACAUGAAUGUGUCUAGAGUCACUCGAGUGUUCCCAGAAGGAAUAAUUUGCUCAGCUGCUUAACUUCUUAAUCUGUUGUGCUGCUUUGUUUUUUUUUUUUGUUUUGUGUUUUACAAUAAGCACACUCCCUUAAGACUUAAGACUCUCUUUGUUGCAAUCGGUCUAGUGUGUACACGUGAUAUCAGCCUCUUGGUUCACUGAGUUAUUUAGUUGCGGUCGUCCUACAGUGUAGGUGAUAUUAAUUGCUGCUGUACUUGGUCCAUUUCAGCCGACUCAUUCCCACCUCUGUUCCAAACGGUCUGGACGACGAUGGAGAUUCAGAUCGAUGCCGAAUGUUAUGUAUCUAUUUUUUUUUGUUGUUGUUUUUUUGGCUUGACUGGCUUUUAGCCCUUUUGCCCCCCCCCCCCCCCCCCCCCCCCCGCGCCCUACCCAAAGAUAAGCACAAUAUCUCUGUUGAAAGGAAAUAGUUGUACUCUUUAAACAUCAGAGGAGCUGUGCCUUGUUCAAACUUUUAAAGAAGACAAAUCAAUACAUUCCCUCAAACCUGGUUCCUAGUGAGAAAAACAAAGCAGUGCGCAAUGUUGUUUAGAUGCUGUUAAACGGAAAGAAGCAUUUGAAAAGUGUAUCAAAAGGCAACUUUAACGGCGGCAAACAGGGUAGAGUGGUGCACACAUACUUGAUAGUUUAAGCGCGCAUAAAGGGAUUACAAUGCACCAAACUUGCAUCACCCUGUAUCUUGAUGAAAUGUACAUGAAUGGUGUUGAAUUUUAUUAAUGAGGAGGUGAACCCUUUACAGCCAAAACCACCUGUUGAGUGGACCUGUGCAUGUGGAUAUUUUCCUUGUCUUGAUUGGUAAGAACUAUAGAGGGUCAAAUGUACUAGAACACAGCUUCUAGGGAAUAAGUUGUGUUGUUCCCAUGUAGACAUAAGGCCUGGCUUUAACUUCCCCCUUUGGGUUUCGGUGUGGUCUGACUUUCCCAAUAAUAGAGAAUAAUGUAUUUGGUACAGCCCAAAAGCGCCACCAUUUUACAUACCCUGGAAGUAAAAUCCAACUCUUUCUGACCCGCACUGACAAUUGGACUUUGACUCCAAUUUUCAACUUUUUUCUACCCCAUGUCUAAGGAAAUCCUUUUUGUUACAUGUCGAAAAUAGUGUUGCACACGUGGUACAGAAACAGGAGGUGUAUAGGUUUUUGAGAUUUAACAUGGAGGUUUUGGACAUAAUGGCACUUGUUUUGUGUGUGCCUUCCUUGCCAGCAUCCACAGUAUUCCCCCUCUUUGCCCAAGAACGUAAAUCUGAUGCUUCAUAUGCUACUGUUGGGGCUCCCUGACGAUUUCCAAUCUAUCCAGUGUACUUAUUGGUACAUUGUAAAUACCUAAGACCUAUGUGUUGCUUCUGUUUCUCAUGCCCACUUUUUUAUUUUGUGUAUAUAUAUAUAUAUAUAUAUCUAUAUAUGUAUACAGUAUAUAUAAUAUUCCAAGCGGUCUGUCCAAAUCGGUUGUUUGUAAAGAGGCAACAUGAAUGUACUGCAAGUGUUUUUGUUGUGAGUAUAAAAUAUUGCAUUAAAAUGAAAUCUUCACUCAAUUCCACUCUGAACUAGUAUAUACACGUACGAUCUGUUGAACGGAAAUGUCCCGUUAGGUUUAGACAUGGAAACCUAUCAUUUACCUGAGGCUGGGUUGUAUCUGUCAUAUUGUUGCCAACUGUUGUGUGCCUAUACACGCCUUGUUUCUCAAUCAUUUUAUACGCUUCAAAAAAUUCUGAAAGGAGAAAGGUUUUCCUUUUUCCUGCUUCAAAAAAAAACUUUGUAAAGGUUGUGUCUGAAUGAUACUGAUGCGUGGUGUGUCUUCUCUACAUUUCUCUCCCUCAAAGUUGGAGCGAGAGAAGAAAAGAAAAAUGGGAAUUGUAGGCUGACUUAUUUACCUGAGUCUUGUUCUUUGAGGUACAUAGACCGAUGAGCCAGAGUUUCGAGAAAGAGACAAGAGAUGUUAGCCUUGGCUAUAUCCUAUAGGCCUCCAGUAGAUUGAAUCAUAGUCUUUUGUUACAUUUAUUCAGCAUGUUUUCAACUGCAACAUUCAUAGUACUUCUGACACUUAACAGUGUUGCACAUUUUUAUAAUAAAUUCUUUACCCGA
Molecule: messenger RNA, 7096 nt
Organism: Gadus macrocephalus (Pacific cod)
Lineage: Eukaryota; Metazoa; Chordata; Actinopteri; Gadiformes; Gadidae
Product: death-associated protein kinase 1-like
Exons: 26
Coding region: 312-4682 (1456 amino acids)
Biological process (GO): positive regulation of apoptotic process; intracellular signal transduction; protein phosphorylation
Cellular component (GO): nucleus; cytoplasm
Molecular function (GO): protein serine/threonine kinase activity; ATP binding; protein binding
Source: RefSeq, a predicted model, not a curated record